Molecule: messenger RNA, 1599 nt
Organism: Eutrema salsugineum
Lineage: Eukaryota; Viridiplantae; Streptophyta; Magnoliopsida; Brassicales; Brassicaceae
Product: probable arabinosyltransferase ARAD1
Exons: 3
Coding region: 27-1463 (478 amino acids)
Molecular function (GO): glycosyltransferase activity
Source: RefSeq, a predicted model, not a curated record
AAAAGAGUGAAAGAUCUUAGGCUUUGAUGGUUCCCAAGAUCACAUCUAUGGCGGUCACUAGACCUCUCUGCUCAGUAUCUUGCUUAUUCCUCUCCUUCUCUCUCGUCUUCAUCAUCCCACUUCUCUUCUUCUUCUCAAAUUUCUUAAUAUCCGACCCAAAUCCGAGGAUUUCACACAAUACGUUCCAAAACGGCAUCAAUGUCUUCGUAGCUGAGCUUCCGAGAUCCCUAAAUUAUGGUCUUCUCGAGAAGUAUUGGUCCUCUUCUCCAGAUUCUCGAAUACCCAACGACCCGGAUCGCCCGACCCGGAAAACCAAUUUGCCCAAACCGGAUAAAUACCCACCGUACCCGGAGAAUCCGCUGAUUAAGCAGUACAGUGCCGAGUAUUGGAUCAUGGGAGACCUCGAGACUCCGCCGGAGAAUCGAGCUGGAUCUUUCGCCAAAAGGGUCUUCAGUGAAUCCGACGCCGAUGUGGUUUUCGUGCCGUUCUUCGCGACGCUAAGCGCGGAGAUGGAGCUGGGAAAUGGCAAAGGCUCCUUUAGGAAGAAAUCUGGUAACGAAGAUUACCAGAGGCAGAGACAAGUGCUUGAUUUCGUGAAGAACACUCAAGCUUGGAAGCGAUCCAAUGGCCGUGAUCACGUUUUUGUUCUAACCGACCCAGUUGCAAUGUGGCAUGUUCGUGAGGAGAUUGCUUUAUCGAUUCUCCUAGUGGUGGAUUUUGGAGGAUGGUUCAGGCAAGAUUCCAAGUCCUCCAGCGGUACUAGCUUGCCCGAGAAGAUAGAACAUACGCAAGUCUCAGUUAUUAAGGAUGUGAUAGUUCCAUACACGCAUCUACUUCCUCGACUAGAUUUGUCCCGGAACCAGAGACGUCACAGCCUUCUUUAUUUCAAAGGCGCUAAGCAUAGACAUCGGGGAGGGUUAAUUAGAGAGAAACUAUGGGACUUGCUUGUCGAUGAAGACGGUGUUGUCAUGGAAGAAGGUUUCCCUAAUGCAACGGGAAGAGAACAAUCGAUAAGAGGAAUGAGAAACUCAGAGUUCUGCUUGCAUCCAGCUGGUGACACUCCAACUUCAUGCCGUCUCUUUGACGCCAUACAAAGCCUAUGCAUCCCUGUGAUUGUCAGCGACACCAUAGAGCUCCCGUUUGAGGGAAUUAUCGACUACUCUGAAUUCUCGGUCUUUGUCUCUGUAAGUGAUGCAUUAACACCUAAAUGGUUGGCUAAUCAUCUCAGAAGGUUCUCUGAAAGAGACAAGGAAACGUUCAGAAGCAGAAUGGCAAAGGUUCAGAGAGUUUUUGUUUAUGAUAAUGGUCAAGCCGAUGGGAUUGGACCGGUACAACCUGAUGGUGCGGUGAAUCACAUAUGGAAGAAGGUUUGGGAGAAAGUGCCAAUGGUGAAGGAAGCAGUGAUUAGAGAGAGGAGGAAACCAGCAGGUGCUUCUGUUCCUCUUCGGUGUCAAUGUAUCUGAAUUAUGGAACAAAACUCAAAAGAAAAAGAAGUGUUUUUUUUUGUUCACUUUUGUUUUUGUUUACGAAUAUUGUUAUGGCCUUUGCAUUAGAAGAUACUCGUUCCCUUUGGUUUAGCUUACCAACACUAAAAUACUU